Messenger RNA from Macadamia integrifolia, 1464 nucleotides. RefSeq names its product tobamovirus multiplication protein 1-like. The record is from RefSeq and is a predicted model, not a curated record. Gene Ontology annotation, cellular component: plant-type vacuole membrane. The transcript is spliced from 12 exons. The coding region runs from base 1 to 909 and encodes 302 amino acids. Lineage: Eukaryota; Viridiplantae; Streptophyta; Magnoliopsida; Proteales; Proteaceae.
AUGCCGCCCAAGUCAUCUGGGAAAAAGCGCAGAGAAGGAGAAAUCACGAGAAUGUCUCUCAACAUGUCCUUUACGGAGGUCGGACCUUUGUUAUCCAAUUGGUGGGACGAUAUAAACCACUCCACUGCCUGGCAGGACGGGAUCUACUUCUCCCUCUGCGCUGCUUAUGCCCUCGUCUCCGCUGUUGCUCUGAUUCAAUUAAUUAGAAUUGAAAUGCGAGUGCCGGAAUACGGUUGGACUACACAGAAGGUUUUUCAUCUUAUGAAUUUCAUUGUAAACGGAGUGCGUGCAAUUGUUUUUGGAUUUCACAAGAUGGUAUUUCUUUUGAAGCCAAAGGUCUUAAUUUUUGUGCUGGUGGAUCUUCCUGGACUGCUAUUUUUCUCAACCUACACCCUACUUGUCCUAUUUUGGGCAGAGAUAUAUCAUCAGGCAAGAAACCUUCAAACAGAUAAGCUCAGGAUUGUAUACAUUUCAGUUAAUGGCGGAAUAUACUUUAUACAGGUUUGUCUUUGGAUAUACCUGUGGAUAAAUGACAACAGUGUUGUGGAAGCCAUUGGAAAGAUAUUUAUUGCAGUUGUAUCAUUUGCUGCAGCACUCGGUUUCCUUUUGUAUGGAGGGAAACUAUUUUUCAUGCUGAGGCACUUCCCUAUUGAAUCUAAAGGGCGAAGAAAGAAGCUCCAUGAGGUUGGAUCAGUUACUGCAAUAUGUUUCACCUGCUUUCUUAUCAGAUGCUUUGUGGACGCAUUAUCUGCUUUUGACUCAUAUGCAUCCCUCGACGUGUUGUAUCAUCCAGUCUUGAACUUCAUCUAUUACAUGCUGGCUGAGGUCCUGCCAUCAGCACUUGUCCUCUACAUCUUGCGGAAGCUACCCCCCAAGAGAAUAUCAACACAGUACCACCCAACCCAUUAGCCCAGCCUAAUCUUCAUCCUUGAAAGGUUUCCUCAUUUAGAAUCUCGAUGAGGUUCUGGAGGUGUAUUGCAGUUGGAGGAAGAAAAGCAGAUGAGUGGAGAAAAUGGAUGCAGAUGUGUGAUGCUGGCAUGGCUCAGAUCUCUGCAUUUACUUAUACGGGGCUCUUCUAAGCUUGUGGGGAGAAAUCUGUUUUCCAGGUUGAAGCAAUUGGUUAUGGAAAUGGCAUCGAGAGUUGGUGCAUAUUUGAUGAUGUCCGUGUUUCAUUUAUUUGACAAAUUGAUGUCAAAAUUUUGCAGGUUCUCUGCAGUGGUUAUAAAGGGUCCUUUACCUUUCUAUUUUCUGGAUUUCUGAUUUUGGAAAGGCACAUGUAAGAACAAAAUUUUUUGUAACACUUAAGAUGUAUAUUUAUUUAGAGUCACUUCAUAUAGUUGGAGAGGGAGGCAUAUUGAUUACUGCAAUCCAUCUCUGGCAAAUGGAGAACCUUCUAAGAUCAUUAUAUGUGAUUAAAUAUUGAUAUAAAUUCUAAGAAUGCAGAGACUUUGAGUUCAGGCACCA